UCCUCCUCCCUUUUAUUUCAUUUAACUUUUUCUACUUUAAAAAAAAAAAAAAAAAUUCCUCAGAUGCAUGAUUUCCUGGAAGCUGCAGAGUUAGGACAAUGAUUGAAUAUGAAUUAUUUACGAGAAUCUUAUUAAUUCUUUCUUAAAAGCCAUUAAAGAUUCAUACCCAUUUCUUGUCUCCCACUAUCUUUUAAUGGGUUCUUACUGUUCUUCCCUCUAUUAUCUUCUUUUUCUCUGCAGUUCUUUAUAAAGGAGACUACAGGCUUCCUUUCAUAGCUCUGCUUCUGCAAGACUCAAGAUCUUAUAUUUCAGCCAGUCUCUAGAGAGAGAAACAGAAAGAGAAAGGUUUUGAGGUUUUAUAGAUCAAUGGCUGGUAUGUUACCUGGUGUUGAAAGUGCUCGUCGGAGACGGUUCCAUCAUAGCAGCGGAGAUUCACCUGGCGGUGCCGCUGCCUUUGGCUCGACAAGAAGGUCCUCUUUUUGCUUGUACACAAGCAACCAUGAAAUUUCUCAUCUUUCAGUCUCUUCUCUGCAAAGAAGCACCCAGGCAUAUGAAGAAAAGAAGGUGGGAGGACUGGCAAGAGCAGCAAGGCAAGCCAAGGAGAGAUUAGAUGAGAGGCUAAGAACACAGAGGAAUUCUGCAUCCAAAAGGCAUGAUACCACAAGAAGCUUGAGGGGUGAAGAAAGCAGAGCAAUGGCAGCAGGAGAAUUGCAGGCAGAGGUGUUUGGUUCAAAGAAAAAUAAUGGAUCUAAUAGGAAGUUCAGUUGGGCCAAAUUGAGCUGGAAAGCCAGUGAACAAGAUGAGUGCACCAUUUGUCUUGAAAGGUUCAAGUCUGGUGAGACCCUGGUGCACCUCCCAUGUGCACAUAGGUUCCACUGCAAAUGCUUGGUGCCUUGGCUACAGAAUAAUGCUCAUUGCCCUUGUUGCAGAAUGGAAAUUCAUGUCCAAUUUUCAUAAUAAUUAAAAUCCUCCAAAUUAUAACUA
Molecule: messenger RNA, 984 nt
Organism: Manihot esculenta (cassava)
Lineage: Eukaryota; Viridiplantae; Streptophyta; Magnoliopsida; Malpighiales; Euphorbiaceae
Product: probable E3 ubiquitin-protein ligase RHY1A
Exons: 3
Coding region: 367-957 (196 amino acids)
Source: RefSeq, a predicted model, not a curated record